Messenger RNA from Ochlerotatus camptorhynchus, 1763 nucleotides. RefSeq lists its product as uncharacterized. Gene Ontology annotation, molecular function: oxidoreductase activity. Lineage: Eukaryota; Metazoa; Arthropoda; Insecta; Diptera; Culicidae. The transcript has 5 exons. The coding region runs from base 331 to 1311 and encodes 326 amino acids. The record is from RefSeq and is a predicted model, not a curated record. Gene Ontology annotation, biological process: steroid metabolic process. Gene Ontology annotation, cellular component: intracellular membrane-bounded organelle.
CGAUCAGUUCGGUUUGUAAAGGUGCUAUAGUCGUUCGUCCGCGCGUCUACUGGUUUCGCUCCUGGCCAUUUGGAACUACUGUGUCGGUGGUGAAAAAGCAUAGUGAAGUUGCAGAGUUGUGAAGUCGUUUUUUUCUGUAGUUACGCUGCUGUUGAUAACGGCGGAAGAGAACGGAUAUUGGGGUUGGAGCACAUACAAGUGUAUGGACAACACAUCAUCGGCAAGGAAGGAAGCUUCGAAGCUAAACAACACGUAAAUCAGCUGUGAGCAAUAACCGACACAAGGAUUACGGUGAAUUGCUAAUAUAAAAGGUUCAACCGCUGGCCCAGCAUGGAGGCCCAGACGGCACUGGUGCUAACGAUCCAACUGAUAGCGCUGUUUUCGAUCGCCGGCGCUCUACUACUCUACCUGCUGUGUAAGGUCCGUGCAACCCAGGACGAUGGCCACGGUCCGCAGAGGGGCUCGAUCUUAGUUACGUGCGCGGACACUGCACUCGGAUUACAGAUCUGCACCUUCUUCGCUAGCAAAGGCCACCGGGUGUUUGCCGGUAUGAAAGAUCCCGUGGAAUCCCUACCGGCCAAGCUGCUGAAGGGUUGGAUGAAGAUGCGUGAAAAUUCGGAAACUCCGGUCGCCGGCUCGGUCGUCCCACUGCGGAUCGACGUUACCCGGGAGGACAUUCUGCGGGAGGCGGCCGAAGCCAUGGGAAUCCACCUGAACGCUGGCGAACAGGGCAUUUUGGCCGUCAUCAACACCGCUGGAUCGGUGUACCGUGGUCGGAUCGAUUCGCAGGACUCGCUUCAGUGGGAGAACAUGUUCAAGAACAACGUGAUGGGCUGCUUAAGGACGGCUAGGGCAUUUAUCGGUCUGCUGCGCCCAACCCGUGGCCGAUUGAUACUGCUUGGUUCCGGCAACGAAGACGACGGAUUGACGGUAUUUACGGCGACGCGAAACGCUGUGCAGGGUUGUGCCGAUGCGCUACGCAAGGAACUGAGACCGUACGGUGUCAGUGUGGUAACUCUGGACUCGAGAGGAGUCCCGGCCGAGGCAUUAUUCAAGGCACCGAUACCAUACACCAUCUCCGACGAGGAAGGCGUACCGACCCAGUACAGCGCUGAAGUGUUGACCACCUCCGCCCUGGGAGUCAUCGAGCGGGCCCUGUACGAUACCCGACCCAGCGAAUCUUACUGCCUGUCGGUGCCGAAUACGAAAUUCCAAGUGAAGCUCCCCUGUCGAUCGUCGUUCAAGAUAACCGGAGGCAGCGGUGGUGGCAGCGGUUGCAAGCAGGAAUCCAAACAGAUACAGAACGUCUGAGCAGAUGAUUCCGCUCGGAACUUUCCCCCCAAUUUUGUGAGUUGCUCACGUUCUGUAUCGCUGCUUGUUGGUUGUCGCUUCUGAUGCCUGUCUCGUACACAAAAACAAAAAUUAUCGAAUGUGACGAAAAUUGGAGCCAGAGAUUUCAAAUUGUGCCUUUUUUAUAUAUUUUCCGUUGUUUCCAAAUCAUCAGAACCGCAGAACCUGGAACUUAUUUUUCAAGUGUUGGGUUUUGUGUAAAACGAAAUAAAAAAAAAUGAAAAAUAGAAGAAAAUGAGGAAUGCAACGAACGACUUCAACGCUCGUUUCUCGUCCAGUGUAGGCUCAUCGGAGGGCUGCGCAAAUGUCUGAAGGGACGGCUUCUUGUAAAGUUUUGUUUUAAGUCUUACUGAUUGUCUUUUUUAUGUAUAAAAAAAUGGUCGAAAAUAAAACGAAUAUGAUUUCUACUUUAA